Molecule: messenger RNA, 3108 nt
Organism: Pleurotus ostreatus (oyster mushroom)
Lineage: Eukaryota; Fungi; Basidiomycota; Agaricomycetes; Agaricales; Pleurotaceae
Exons: 16
Coding region: 1-3108 (1035 amino acids)
Biological process (GO): purine nucleotide biosynthetic process; mRNA splicing, via spliceosome
Cellular component (GO): U2-type spliceosomal complex; catalytic step 2 spliceosome; U2 snRNP
Molecular function (GO): adenylosuccinate synthase activity; GTP binding
Source: RefSeq, a predicted model, not a curated record
AUGGCCACAGUUGUGCUCGGGUCGCAAUGGGGCGACGAAGGCAAAGGCAAACUGGUCGACAUUCUUUCCGCAGAGUUUGAUAUAUGCGCUCGUUGUGCUGGUGGAAACAACGCCGGCCACACCAUCGUGGUUCCGAUUAAUGGAGAGAAGAAGUCGUUUGCUUUUCAUCUCUUGCCCAGCGGUCUUGUAAACCCUGGCUGCACCGGUAUCGUUGGAUCUGGCGUUGUGAUACACAUUCCUUCGUUCUUUAAAGAAUUAGAUGAUUUGCAAGCACAAGGACUGGACUGCUCCAACCGCUUGUUUGUAUCGGAUCGUGCUACGCUUGUGUUUGACUUUCACCAAAUUGUCGAUGGGUUAAAGGAAGUGGAGUUGGGUGGCUCCAGCAUUGGUACCACCAAGAAGGGUAUUGGCCCAGCGUACUCAGGGAAGGCGUCACGAUCCGGUCUACGGGUUCACCACCUUUUCGAUCACGAAACAUUCGCCACCAAGUUCAGAAAGCUCGUCGAAGGUCGAUUCAAACGUUAUGGCCACUUCGAGUACGAUACUGAAGGCGAAAUUCUGCGUUACAAGGCACUUGCAGAACGCCUAAAGCCCUUUGUGGUUGACAGUCUCGUAUACAUCCACAAGGCCAUCGGCUCCGGAAAACAGGUAUUAGUGGAGGGUGCCAACGCUCUGAUGCUGGACAUCGACUUUGGGACUUAUCCGUUCGUUACAUCGUCAUCUACCGGCAUAGGUGGUGUGUGCACUGGACUUGGUCUCCCGCCCAAGUUGAUCAAGAAGACCAUCGGCGUCAUGAAAGCGUAUACGACCCGUGUGGGCGGUGGUCCAUUCCCCACAGAACAAUUGAAUGAAAUCGGUGUACACCUUCAAGAAGUCGGCCGAGAGUAUGGCACGACGACAGGCCGACGAAGACGAUGCGGGUGGCUUGACCUUGUUGUAAUGAAGCACUCUUACAUGAUCAACGGGUACGACGCUUUGAAUUUGACUAAACUUGACGUUUUGGACGACCUGGGCGAGAUCAAGAUCGGAGUCAAGUACUUAGUGGAUGGUGAAGAGUUGCCUGGGUUCCCUGCCGAUCUUGACACCCUUGCCAAAGUUGAGGUUACCUACGAGACACUUCCUGGAUGGAAAGCCGACAUUUCAUCCGCCCGAACAUACGAAGAAUUGCCAGAGAAUUGCAGAGCUUACAUUGAGUUCAUGGAGCGAUUUGUGGGGGUUCCCAUCGAGUGGAUAGGCGUCGGUCCAGCGAGGGAAAGCAUGAUAAAGAAUAAUGACCAAGUGAUCGCAAUCCUGAUCCUGAAGUUGAGUCUUUGGGACGAAAUAUUCUCACGCUCACUCUCCCUCCAUCUCCAUCCCGUUCCUACCAUGGCUGCACAAACGGACGUAACGACGGUGAACGGCAACACCGACAGCCUGAAAGCAAACGGGAAGCAAAUCAAGUCGAAGAACCAGCUACGCAGACUCAAGGCGAAGCAAAAGAAGGCCACGCAGCAGCCUGGUGACGACACUGCAGAUGUGAAGCCGGAAGUGAAAAAGGAGGAGUCGGAGACGGCUUCACAAAACAUUGAGUACGUAUCUGAGCAGUUGGAUGUCUCCAACGCUGCCCUCGAAGCUUUCUCCGACGUGUUUGCCCGCUUCCAGCUGCCCUCUGAAGAGUCUUCAGGUAGAGACAGCGAACCUACGAAGGGAGAGAUCAUCUACUCGGAUGACGAUAUGGCAUCGGAGGCGGACUCGGAGACAGCCAAGAAACCUCUUUCAAAGAAGAAGAAGCGCAAAAUGGCCCGUCUGACCGUUGCCGAACUCAAGCAACUGGUCAAAAAGCCUGAAGUUGUCGAAUGGACGGACGUGACGGCCGCUGACCCGCGUCUACUUCUGCACCUGAAGAGCUACCGCAAUACAGUUCCUAUUCCUAUUCAUUGGAGCGCAAAACGAGAUUAUCUGCAGGGAAAGCGCGGAAUAGAAAAGCCCCCUUUCCAACUACCCUCGUACAUCGCUGAUACUGGGAUAGCUACUAUGCGAGAUGCCGUGAAAGAGAAGGAAGCCAACAUGUCCUUAAAGGCCAAGACGCGCGAGAGGGUACAACCGAAGAUGGGCAAGGUCGACAUAGACUAUCAGAAACUUCACGACGCCUUCUUUAAGUUUCAAACAAAGCCUCCGGUUACUGGCUUUGGCGAAAUGUACUACGAAGGAAAAGAGUUCGAAACUUCUCUGAAAGAGAAAAGACCCGGUGAUCUAUCCCCAGAGCUCGUCGAAGCACUAUCAAUACCUCCAUUAGCUCCCCCUCCAUGGUUGAUCAGCAUGCAGAGAUUUGGUCCUCCGCCAAGUUACCCAACACUACGCAUCCCAGGUUUGAAUGCACCAAUUCCAGAAGGUGCGCAAUGGGGCUUCCAUCCCGGAGGGUGGGGUAAACCACCGCUAGAUGAGUAUAAUCGUCCGCUAUAUGGUGAUGUGUUCGGUGUGCUACCCAAGGCCACGGAUUCUGGAAUGGGCGAGCCCGUAGACAAGAAUCCUUGGGGAGAGCUUGAGCCUGAAGAAGAGGAGGAAGAGGAGGAGAGUGAAGAGGAAGAGGAGGAAGAGGAAGCCGCCGAACCAGCUCCCGUUGACGGCCUCCAAACACCUUCAGGUAUGGAGACACCGUCGGGUAUGGCCAGUGUUGUCUCCACUGUUGCCGGAGGACUCGAAACGCCCGACUUCUUGGAGCUGCGGAAGAAUUCUGUCCGCUCCGCUCCCGAAGCUACUGAGUCGGGUCCUCGCUCGCUGUACCAAGUUGUUCCUGAGAAACAGACAUCCAUACGAGGCUUGAUGGGCAGUGAACGUGGGUACGAUGUCAGCGGUGUUUCUGGCGCUCCAAUACCCGUGCUUGGUGAUGAUCGUGGAACCAAGCGCAAGGCUAACGGUAUCGACGUCUCCAUCGACGCUUCCGAGCUGGAGGGGCUUUCGGAGGAAGAGUUGCGUAGGAAGUAUGAGCAGCAUUCGAAAGGGUCGGCGGGACUGCCCAACAGGGAAGAUUUCUCCGACAUGGUGGCGAAGGAAAUGGCCAAGAAGAAACAAAAAAUGGAUCGCGACCGCGAGCGAGAUGGGAAGAAGGGCAAGGAGUUUAAGUUCUGA